AUGGAUUUUUGGACUUCUUCUCUCCCUCUUGAUGAUGAAUUCCAAAAGCUUGUAAUUCGAAUGAAUCCUCCCAAAGUAACUGUGGAUAAUUCUUCAAGCAGAACAACCACUUUGAUAAAGGUUGAUAGUGCUAAUAAGCGUGGUAGUUUGUUGGAAGUUGUUCAGGUUCUUACUGAUAUGAAUCUCAUUGUUAGAAGAGCUUAUAUUUCAUCUGAUGGAGAAUGGUUUAUGGAUGUUUUUCAUGUUACUGAUCAAAAUGGGAAAAAGUGUCUUCAAGAAGAUGUUGCUGACAGAAUUCAACAGUCACUCGGUCCAAGAAUCCGCAGUUUCCGAUCGGUGAGAAGGUCGGUCGGAGUUCAAGCUGCGGCAGAACAUACGACGAUCGAGUUAACAGGACGAGAUAGGCCGGGAUUGCUCUCAGAAGUUUUUGCUAUUCUCACUGACCUUAAAUGCAACGUGGUAGCGGCUGAAGUCUGGACUCACAAUUCAAGAAUGGCGUCAGUAGUUUACUUCACCGACGACACAACGGGAUUGCCAAUAGACAAUCACGACCGCCUCGCCAAAAUUAAGCAUCUCCUGCUAUAUGUCCUGAGAGGAGACAUCGACAAGAAGAACGCAAACACUGCUGUUUCGUUUUGUUCGACUCAUAAGGAAAGGAGGCUGCAUCAGCUGAUGUAUGCUGAUCGUGAUUAUGAUGUAUAUGAUGGUGAUUAUUCUUGCUCAACAAGUAACAGAAACAAGCUCAAUGUAACUGUUGAUGAUUGCAUUGACAAAGGAUAUACGGUCGUGAAUUUGAGGUGUCCGGAUCGACCAAAGUUACUAUUCGAUACUAUUUGCACACUCACUGACAUGCAGUAUGUUGUGUACCAUGGAACUGUCACUGCAGAAGGACUAGAAGCAUAUCAGGAAUACUACAUAAGGCACGUGGAUGGAUAUCCUAUCAGUUCUGAAGCAGAAAGGCAAAGAGUGAUUCACUGCUUGGAGGCUGCUGUUCGGAGACGAACUUCUGAGGGAAUAAAACUUGAACUCUGCGGUGAAGACAGAGUUGGCCUUUUGUCCGACGUAACUCGCAUAUUUAGAGAAAACGGCCUUUCAGUCAGCCGCGCCGAGGUCACAACAAGGGGUUCACAAGCCAUAAAUGUUUUCUAUGUGACAGACGUGUCUGGAAAUCCGGUUAAGAGUGAAACAAUUGAGGCGGUUCGAAAAGAGAUUGGAUUGACUAUACUGCGUGUAAAAGACGACGACAUGUGCACGAAUUCUCUAUCCCAAGAGCGUGGAAAAUUUUCUUUACGCGAUAUCGUUCGAUCGAGAUCCGAGAAGUUUCUUUACAAUUUAGGUCUGAUGAAGUCUUGUUCUUGA
This is a messenger RNA of Vicia faba (fava bean), 1359 nucleotides long. The record is from the annotation of a GenBank genome assembly. NCBI's taxonomy places the organism in Eukaryota, Viridiplantae, Streptophyta, Magnoliopsida, Fabales, Fabaceae.